This is a messenger RNA of Mytilinidion resinicola, 5382 nucleotides long. RefSeq names its product kinesin family protein-like protein. The record is from RefSeq and is a predicted model, not a curated record. Gene Ontology annotation, molecular function: microtubule binding; ATP binding; microtubule motor activity. Lineage: Eukaryota; Fungi; Ascomycota; Dothideomycetes; Mytilinidiales; Mytilinidiaceae. The coding region runs from base 72 to 4916 and encodes 1614 amino acids. The transcript has 5 exons. Gene Ontology annotation, biological process: microtubule-based movement; mitotic spindle organization.
CCUGAACACGCCCGAAACCUCGCGAUCACCACGUAUCAUCGAGCUCCGCCGCGAGGCCGGUAGCCGCAGCCAUGGCGUCGGGGGGAGGCAACAUCAAGGUCGUGGUGCGCGUGAGGCCGUUCAAUGGAAGAGAGAUCGCCCGCAAUGCAAAAUGCAUUGUCCAGAUGAACAAGGACCAGACUAUCCUUACACCCCCUUCACACAUCGAGGGAAAGCUCUCCAAAGCCGCUAAAGCUGCCCUCGAUGGGUCUAAGACAUUCGCUUUCGACAAGAGCUACUGGUCGUUCAACCGUAGCGACCCUCAUUUCGCCAACCAGGAGGAUCUGUUUACAGAUCUGGGGAAGCCCCUGCUGGAUAAUGCAUUUCUGGGCUUCAACAACUGUAUCUUUGCGUAUGGGCAGACGGGUUCGGGGAAGUCAUACUCGAUGAUGGGGUAUGGGGAGGAGGCUGGUGUCAUACCGAAGAUUUGCAGGAACAUGUUUGAGCGUAUUGAGGAGAUGCAGAAAGACAAGAAUCUGACUUGCACCGUCGAAGUGUCCUACCUGGAAAUCUACAACGAGCGCGUCCGCGAUUUGCUGAAUCCGUCUACCAAGGGAAACCUCAAGGUCCGCGAACAUCCUUCCACCGGACCCUAUGUCGAGGAUUUGGCGAAGCUACUGGUGCGGUCGUUUCCGGAGAUUGAGAACUUGAUGGAUGAGGGGAAUAAAGCUAGGACGGUCGCCGCGACGAACAUGAACGAGACCUCUAGUCGAUCGCACGCGGUGUUCACUCUCAUUCUGACGCAGAAGAGGCAUGAUGUGGAGACGAGGAUGGAUACCGAGAAAGUGGCAAAAAUCAGUCUGGUGGAUUUGGCAGGUUCGGAGAGAGCUACGUCUACUGGUGCGACUGGUGCAAGAUUGAAAGAGGGUGCGGAAAUUAACAGAUCGCUGUCUACACUCGGUCGUGUCAUUGCGGCGCUCGCGGACCUUUCCUCGGGCAAGGGCCCUGGCAAGAAGAAGAACCAAUCUAUGGUGCCAUAUCGAGAUUCCAUCUUGACGUGGUUACUCAAAGACUCGCUGGGAGGCAACAGUUUGACGGCUAUGAUAGCUGCAAUUUCGCCUGCUGAUAUCAAUUUCGACGAGACGCUUUCCACGCUUCGAUAUGCCGACUCUGCCAAGCGAAUUAAAAAUCACGCCGUUGUCAACGAGGAUCCAAACGCCCGCAUGAUCAGAGAAUUGAAAGAGGAACUCGCUCAACUUCGAUCGAAACUUAGCGGGGGAGCUUCUGGUGGUAUUGUUGAAGAACAAUACGCGCCUGAUACCCCACUGGAAAAGCAGAUUGUCUCAAUUACCCAGCCAGACGGUACCAUAAAGAAAGUUUCAAAGGCCGAGAUUGUUGAGCAAUUGAAUCAAUCAGAAAAGCUAUACACUGAUCUCAACCAGACUUGGGAAGAAAAGUUACAGAAGACAGAGGAAAUUCACAAGGAGCGAGAAGCUGCGCUAGAAGAGCUUGGUAUCAGCAUCGAGAAGGGGUUUGUUGGAUUAUCAACGCCCAAGAAGAUGCCUCAUCUUGUAAACCUGAGCGACGAUCCUCUACUCGCCGAAUGUCUGGUAUACAAUCUGAAGCCCGGAACUACGACCGUUGGGAAUGUGGAGUCGGCGACUACAGCGGAGAUUCGAUUGAAUGGUUCACAAAUUCUGCACGACCACUGCGUGUUCGAGAACGUCGAUGGUGCUGUCACCGUAGUGCCUCGAGACAAUGCCGGCGUCAUGGUCAAUGGGCAGCGAAUAGAGAAACCAAAAAGGUUACGCAGCGGCUAUCGAAUCAUCUUAGGCGACUUUCACAUUUUCCGUUUCAACAAUCCCCAAGAAGCACGAGCUGAGCGAGCUGAGCAGGGGAGCCUUCUUCGUCAUUCCGUUACAGUGAGCCAGCUAGGAUCUCCAUCUCCUAGACCUGGUCACGACAGAUCUUGGAGUACUGUCAGUAGGCCUGAAUCAGAGUUUGACUCUGAAAGCCCAGGAGCCGCUUCACCAAACCCAUUUCAGCAACGGAACGGGCGCGACUCUGAUUGGUCGUAUGCUCGGCGAGAGGCUGUCACUGCAGUGCUAGGGACUGAUCAGAAAAUCAAUAGCUUAACUGACGAGGAGCUUGACGCCGUUUUCGACGAUCUACAAAGGAUACGGGCUGUCCGGAAAGGUCGACCAGAGAGCAGGAUGUUCGAGCAAGAAGAUGAUCUGGAUUCUGUUUCAACGUACCCGGUUCGAGAAAAAUACGCUUCCACCGGAACCAUCGACAACUUCUCUUUGGACACUAUGCUGACCAUGCCCUCCACUCCUCAACCAGGUGAGGAGGAUGAACGUCUCCGAUUAGUCAGGGAAGAUAUGCAGGAUCAAAUUGACAAGCAGAAGGAAGAAUAUCAAGCAAAGCUAAAAUCUGCAGAAGAAGCCAAUGUCGAGAUUGAAGAGAUCAAGGCGGAAAAAGUCAAGAUGGAGGAGAGUCUUCGUACUGCUAAAGAAGGAAUGCAGAAGCAGCUACAAGAACAGAAAGAGGAAUUCCAAAGGCAGCUACAGGAACUCCAAGGGCCGCUAUCACCCCAAUCAAAUGGACCCGUAGGACCACCGGAGCCGACCGAGAGGCAAAUGGAACUCGCAAAGGACGCAUUCCAACAAUGGCGGCAGCGGAAGUACGUGGCCAUGGCGGAGACGAUUCUCCAAAAUGCCGCAACAUUGAAAGAGGCUCAAGUGAUGAGCCAGCAGAUGGACAAGCAUGUUGUUUUCCAGUUCUGCAUCGUCGAUGUUGGACACUCCUUUGCAUCGUCAUAUGACUUAGUUCUCAAUGGGAUACCUGGAGAAGAUGAUGAAGACCUCGACAUUACCCCCAAGCCAUGCGUUGGCAUACGAGUUAUAGACUUUAAGAAUCAGGUCGUACACCUCUGGUCGUUACAGAAGCUUCGCAUCCGGGUGCGGCUUAUGCAUCAGAUGCACCACUUGGAGAAUCCGUUCCUAGAGCCUUGCAUGCCGGAGUUCUCGCGGAUUGGGGAUGUCGAUGUCCCUCUGGCUGCCGUCUUCGAGUCUCGUGUCCAGGACUUCAGCCUCGAUGUUAUCUCUUCGUAUACCGCAAAUCCUUCAUCAGCCCAAGCGCCUUCUACCACCCUAAAAUUCAAUGGAACAGAUGUUCACGCCCAACUCUUUGUUCCAGGCGUCUCUGAUGAAGGCGGAGCAACGACAACGCAAAUGAUCAAGGACUUCGACGAGGGCGCAAUUCGCUUUGAAAGUGUUCACAGCAUGAGCGUUCCGUUCGCCAGUCCUCGUACCUCAUUCCUUCGAGCUUCGAUAUUUGCCAAAGUAACUACUAUGCAUCUAGAUAAGCUACUUAGCUGGGAUGACAUGCGAGAUUCGGCGGUCAAGCCUAAGAAGAAGCGCCUUGCUUCUCGCCUACCAGAGUCCGAGUUCUUUACCGAAGAGGUCCAUGAUAUCUUCUCCCGUAUCCAGAUCCACGAAAUCUCCGAAGACGGAUCUUAUCAACCUGUCGAAGUCAUUCAAAACAGUGUUGCGGAUGAAGGCGCCUACCAACUCCAUCAAGGGCUACAACGACGGAUAGUAGUCAACCUCACCCACACCUCGGGCGAGACUCUACAAUGGCACGACAUUGCCGGUCUCCGCGCGGGUCGCGUUCGCCUUGUUGAUUCCUCCGGUACGGCUCCAGCCCUCGAUUCCCCUGUCCACGAAGUUCCCCUUGCACUCGUGCACCCGCCCACAGUAAAGUCCAACGCAGACGGUACUACAAAUGUGACCUUCAUCGGGCAAUGGGACUCAAGUGCACAUGGCUCCCUUCUUCUCGACCGCGCUACACCUGACAAAUACCGCGUGCAAGUGUCCCUUCUCUGGAACGUCUCCAGCACCCGCCUCGCCUCCCCCAUGGUCUUCUCUCUUGAUCUAGAUAUGCAGAUUCGAGCGCGGAGUUUCUUGCGUCAGACGAGUCUCUUUGGCUUUGCCAACCUUUGGAACACUACAAGAGUGAUCCAUUCUACAACUGCUAUAUUCUCAGUCGCUAUCCGUCCUACCUCAGUCAAGCGUGCGACCGACCUAUGGCGCAUGAACACCCGUGACGACUUUGUGAAAGGCGAGGAAAUGCUAGCUGGAUGGACACCUCGAGGUGUCAGCCUUGUCAAAGACUUCAUCGCCACCCAAAAACGUCGCCGACGAGUCGCGGAAAUCGAAACAGCACGCAGCGUCCUAAGCAGCCGUGCCUUGACCCUCCCCACCACAAAUGGCACAACCAACGGCACCGGCGCCUCGACCUCGGAGCUCGACGACCGCCAGAAAUCCCUUCUAACCCGCGUCCUCACCCUAUGGCAAACGAAGAAAGAGCCCGCGGAGAUAAUCCUCAACACCACGAACCUCGAACCGCCGUCUUCUGGCGCCGCCUUCGCUGCACGCCCGCUCCAUCCUUCGGCCCAAAGUUCUUCAAAUAACGUCAAUCUGCCUGCGUCAACUGGCCUCUCCUCCGCCCCUGCUUCUCCCUCACCUAAUCCGACGCUUGUCGCAACAGUCCGCCACAUUCCCAAAAACCCAGCGCUCAUGAAAGGCGGGUACCUUCUCAUGCCAGACCCUUCGUCCUCACGAUGGGUGCGGCGAUACGUCGAAUUACGGAAACCGUAUCUGCAUAUUUACUCCGUGCCCGAGGGGGACGAAAUCAAUGCUGUUAGUUUGAGGAAUAGUCGUGUAGAUCAUCAGCCGCAGAUUGCGAGGCUAUUGGGGGGUAGGGCUAGGAGCGAGAGGGAUGGGACAGAAAGAGGAGGCGAGAGUGUCUGGGCGGUGUUUGCGCGCGGGAAUAGCUAUUUGUUCCGGGCGAGGGGGGAGCGAGAGAAGAUUGAGUGGAUACUCAGGAUUGACGAGAGUUAUUUCUCCAGUGGGAGUGGCAGUGGGGAGGAGUGAGACUCCGGAGGGUCAGUUGGGCUCUAUCUUUUGGCUAUCGUCGUAGUGUGCAACAUGGGACUCGUGGCGUCUGAAAAUACUUGGAUCUGCCGCGCUGGGCGUUCGGGAGUAUGGUAGGCUUUGAUGCCGCUAUGGAAGCAUUUAUAUCUCUCGUUCAUCAAUCACUCUCAUUUUUUCAAGUCAUAUUUCUUUUGUUCAGGGACUCGGUCUACGCUUUGGAUACCCAGGGUGUUGGAGUAAUUCCUAUAGUUGCGAGUAGACCUGAUCAAGCCGCUGAGACCGGGUGGUAUAGAUAGAAUAGGGCGGGAAGGGGGCAGUAGAGAGUAAUUUAUCGUUCAACUGUAGCCCCCGGUUUUGUUUUGAUGGUGACGUCCAUCUUCACAAUGUAUGAUAAUGUGGGGCCUUUCUGGUAAGUGGAACCUGCUUCGCGUUGGUGUCGAGAUGAAUGCUAGAUACUGUUCACAGC